Messenger RNA from Lethenteron reissneri (Far Eastern brook lamprey), 1611 nucleotides. RefSeq names its product transmembrane protein 104-like. The record is from RefSeq and is a predicted model, not a curated record. Lineage: Eukaryota; Metazoa; Chordata; Hyperoartia; Petromyzontiformes; Petromyzontidae.
AUGGUCAGGAAUGAAACUAAGGUGGCCGUGUUCACGGCUCUAUCCACGGCAGCCUUUCUCCUCCUCCUGGGCCCAUUCACCUUUUUCAACGUGCAAAAGACAAAGUACCUGCAGAUCCUCACGACGCUAAUGAGGUGGAUCGCGUUCAUCAUGAUGAUCGUGCUGGCGAUCCUGCACAUUAGCAAGGGCGAGGCGCAGGGCCACCCGGCCAUCGGGACUCUGAGCGGCGUGCCGAACCUCUUCGGGGUGUGCAUCUACUCGUUCAUGUGCCAGCACUCGCUGCCGUCGCUGCUCACGCCCGUGUCCGACAAGCGGCGCCUGGGCUGCGUGACGCUCUCGGCCUACGCCCUGGUGCUGGCCUUCUACAGCCUGCUGGCGUUCACGGCCGUGUUCGCAUACCCCACGGGCGCGCUGCAGGACCUCUACACCCUCAACUUCCUGGCCGACCCCUCCGCGCCGAUCGGGGUCCGCUACUUCCUGGGCCUCUUCCCGGUGUUUACCAUCAGCACCAACUUUCCCAUUAUCGCCGUCACGCUCCGCAACAACCUGCGCUCCAUCUUCCUGCGCGACGGCACGACGUACCCCUGGCUGGUGGAGUGCGUGGUGUUCCCGCUGGCCGCCGUGCUGCCGCCCGUGGUCAUCGCCUUCCUCACGCACGACCUCGAGUGGCUGGUGGGCGUGACGGGCGCGUACGCCGGCACCGGCAUCCAGUACGUGACGCCCGCCUUCCUGGCCCUGUCCUCGCGCCGGCACGUGGCGGCCAUCCUGCCGGGCCGCGGCGGACAGAGCACCCACCUCUCGCCCUUUCGCCACCGCCUCUGGGCCUACUUCAUCCUGGGCUGGGCCGCCUCCUGCAUCGUGUUCGUCACGGCCAACAUCAUCAUCAACGACGGGCGGCGCUGAGCGGGCUGGGCGGGCCCGGCCGCCACCGAAAGGUGGUUGACGAAGAUAGGUUUAAGAGGCGAGGGGUGCAAUAUGGAGGAGGUGAUGGGAUAAAAUAGCACACACUUGUUUGCUGCGUUAGGGAAGAAAAUUUGUGAUGUUUUGUAGAUGGCUGCCUCUCGGUUUUUGUUGGGGGGGGGGGGGUUCCAUUUGAAGGUUUUCAGUGAUUUAGCAUCAAAAGGAAAUGUUCUUGCAACGCAGGGUGUGCGUGGGUAUAAUGUCGUUUGUAAAUUUCAGGUAAGAAAAGGCUUGUGCUAUGCACUUUGCAAUCAUUGGCCUUACUCAGCCUUGUUGUAAUGCGGAGGCGUCAGUGUGUCUCGUUUCACUUAAAAGUCAUCGGUGGAUACUUCAGUAGCUCCUCGAAACCAGUCACCAGUUCAGCUCCAUACACACUCGUGGUUGGUGAAACGUGCAAUUCUGCGUGUGAAAUUUCAACAAUUACGUCUGUGGUUGAUAUAUGUGUGUACGUGUGUGCACCUAUACACGAACGUGAUCGUAUUGAAAUAUUACACUUUCUUACAGGAUACAACGUGUCUCUCUGUCUGUCACCAAUGCAUGGCUUUGUAUAUUCAGAGACCACAUGUGGAUAACAAAAAGAUAAAUACUAUGGCCCCAUCUGAUGGGAUGUACCAGUGCCUUUGGAAAUAAAAUGCGUUCUGUAAAACGAAA